CCACCAACACAACAACAUCUCCUCCGUUCUCCUAGCUCCAGCAACAAACAGGACACAACACCUUCUCCUCCUCAUUCUUCUACCAUAGCUAGCUAGCUAGCUUCACAUCAGCAGCUACAUACUCACCGAUAGAUACAGACCUCAGAGCAUCACACUACAGAGUACAGACCUAGCUCAGAGCACACAUCCAGCCAUGGGGCUCCUCCCUACCGACCGCAUGGAUAGCCUCUUCUCCCCGCGCUGCGUGUGGGUGACCGGGCCCAUCAUUGUGGGCGCGGGGCCGUCGGGGCUAGCCGUGGCGGCGUGCCUGCGGGAGCAGGGCGUGCCGUUCGUCGUCCUGGAGCGCGCCGACUGUAUCGCCUCGCUGUGGCAACGGCGCACGUACAACCGCCUCAAGCUGCACCUACCCAAGCAGUUCUGCCAGCUCCCGCGCAUGCCGUUCCCGGAAGACUACCCGGAGUACCCGACCCGCCGCCAGUUCGUCGACUACCUCGAGCGCUACGCCGCCGAGUUCGAGAUCAAGCCGGAGUUCGGCACCACCGUGCUGUCGGCGCGCUACGACGAGACGUCGGGCCUCUGGCGCGUCGUCACCAACGGCGGAGCCGGCGGCGACAUGGAGUACAUCGGGCGCUGGCUCGUGGUCGCCACGGGCGAGAACGCGGAGGCCGUGGUGCCCGACAUCCCGGGCCUCGCCGGCUUCGACGGCGAGGUGACCCACGUGAGCGAGUACAAGUCCGGCGAGGCCUACGCCGGCAAGCGCGUGCUGGUGGUCGGCUGCGGCAACUCCGGGAUGGAGGUGUCGCUGGACCUGGCCGAGCACGGCGCGCGCCCGGCCAUGGUGGUGCGCGACGCCGUCCACGUCCUCCCGCGCGAGGUGCUGGGCACGUCCACCUUCGGGCUCGCCGUGCUGCUCAUGCGCUGGCUCCCGCUCUGGCUCGUCGACUGGCUCAUGGUGCUCCUGGCGUGGCUCGUCCUCGGCAACCUCGCCAGGCUCGGCCUCCGCCGCCCCGCCGCCGGCCCGCUCCAGCUCAAGGAGACGCACGGCCGCACACCAGUCCUCGACUACGGCGCGCUCGCGCGCAUCCGCGCCGGCGACAUCACCGUCGUCCCUGCGGUGACACGGUUCGCCGGCAAGGGCGGACAGGUUGAGGUCGCCGACGGCCGCACGCUCGGCUUCGACGCCGUCAUCCUCGCCACCGGAUAUCGCAGCAACGUGCCGCAGUGGCUCCAGGGCAACGAUUUCUUCAACAAGGACGGGUACCCCAAGACGGCGUUCCCGCACGGGUGGAAGGGCGAGAGUGGGCUGUACGCCGUGGGCUUCACCCGGCGCGGCCUCUCCGGCGCCUCCGCCGACGCCGUGCGCAUCGCCAAGGACCUCGGGAACGUCUGGAGGGAGGAGACCAAGCCCACCAAGAGGGCCGGCGCCUGCCACAGGCGCUGCAUCUCGGUCGUCUUCUAAUCCGAUCGGCCACACCUGGGAGCAUGCAUGACGAUGAUUGAAGCUAACUUUUCUGAAGCGCACACACAGCUGACAGACAGUUGUUCGUUGAUGGUGUUUUAGUUAGUCUCACAGCACGUCCAAUCCCCUUGGUUUGUUGUUGAUUUGUUCUUUGAGAUCGAGGUACAUCAGUAGUGAGUAAUAUACGGGUAAAAACAGUGAGAGUGAGUUGAGUAAAAGAAAAGAAAAGAAUGGAGCCCUCCCAUCAGUAGGGGAAGUGAGUGAGCCCUAGCCUAGGGGAUUUUUACUGCAGCUAUGGCCGCUAGCUUGCUGUAUAGUAGCAACCUGUUGAUGGAGGAAGAGGCUCUCUCUUUAUGUUUUAUUUAUGUUUCGUCGACCUAGCAGCUAGCUAGCUAGCAUGUUCAUUUCUUUCUUCUGUUGAAUGUAUAUGGCUACUGUUAAUUAGUAGUGUAAUUUGAAAGUCCAUCGUUUCGUUC
Molecule: messenger RNA, 1935 nt
Organism: Zea mays
Lineage: Eukaryota; Viridiplantae; Streptophyta; Magnoliopsida; Poales; Poaceae
Product: probable indole-3-pyruvate monooxygenase YUCCA9
Exons: 2
Coding region: 194-1459 (421 amino acids)
Molecular function (GO): N,N-dimethylaniline monooxygenase activity; flavin adenine dinucleotide binding; NADP binding
Source: RefSeq, a predicted model, not a curated record